This is a messenger RNA of Macrosteles quadrilineatus (aster leafhopper), 1737 nucleotides long. RefSeq names its product structure-specific endonuclease subunit slx1 (gene slx1). Gene Ontology annotation, cellular component: Slx1-Slx4 complex. The coding region runs from base 618 to 1379 and encodes 253 amino acids. Lineage: Eukaryota; Metazoa; Arthropoda; Insecta; Hemiptera; Cicadellidae. The transcript has 6 exons. Gene Ontology annotation, biological process: double-strand break repair via homologous recombination. The record is from RefSeq and is a predicted model, not a curated record. Gene Ontology annotation, molecular function: 5'-flap endonuclease activity; crossover junction DNA endonuclease activity.
UUUAAGUCAAUAGCUGAAGCCCAAGAAAGCUACCAUAUCUAUACAUAUCCAUAGUUCAAACCCAGACACCCUGCCAAACAAAAAAGAAGACUACAAUAAUUGCAUAAUUUACAAAUUAGUAAACCAACUAGAAGAACAAUGUGACAACGCCACAGAGAAUUGACAACGUCACAGUCUUAUAAGAGAAAGGUCUAACAUCAUACUUGAAUACUUUUCAAUUAAAUGAGCAUAAACUCACCCCCAUCCCCUGACCUUCCAAACAUACCUCAAGCCAAUACAAGGACAAUAGCCAAACAAUCAGCCAGUGACAUAUGUAGCGCCUCUGGUCCGUGCAUGCUCGUAUGCCUACACCCGCACUGUAAAUCUUCAUCCGACCGAUAAUGUAAAUAAAUAUAUUAAUAUGGUUUUUUAGUGUUUUUAAAUGACGUGAUUACAAACUCUGCUGCUGAAGAUGCCACACCUGUAGCGAAAUUUACUCAAGCUUAAACAUCUACAAUCUUCGAGAAUCUGGCAAUGAUGAGAUAUUAGCCAAGUUGUAAUUUUCAAACAGAAAGAAAGAACCUAAAAGAAAGUGAUUAAUCUAACACAAUCAUAGAUUGGAGAACUUGAAUAAGGUGAUGGCUUCUCAAAGUGAAAUUUCUACAUUCGACACUGUAGAACACUUUUUUGGCGUGUACUUACUGUAUAGUUUACAUGAAAAGUACAAAGGAAGAACCUAUAUUGGAUUUACAGUAGACCCCAAUAGACGAAUAACUCAACACAAUAAAGGUUCUCAGUCAGGAGGAGCAAGGCGUACUAACAAUAGAGGACCUUGGGAAAUGGUCCUGAUUGUACAUGGAUUUCCCAACGAUAUAUCUGCACUAAGGUUUGAAUGGGCUUGGCAACAUCCAAAAAGAUCUAGACGUUUAAGAGAACUUCAUCGGAAGAAGCCAAGAGAAAAUCAAUUCCAAUAUUGUUUGAGGAUUCUACUGGAGAUGCUAAGAAUGGGACCUUGGAGCAAAUUGCCUUUAACAGUUCGUUGGUUGGCCGAGGAGUUUUACCAAGAAUUUCCAGUAGACAAAUGUCCUCCAAUGCAUAUGCCAAUCACUAUUGGUCCAGUUCGCUCUAAGAAGGUGAUAACAAGUACUACUGAGGUCCCAACAAGUUCUACCAAAACCUGUCUUAUUUGUAAUGAGACAAUCCCAAUUGAAGAUUUGGUGCAAUGUGUCACACCUGGGUGUUCACUCCACAGUCAUCUUCUUUGCCUUGCGUCAUUGUUCAUUGGAAACAACUCCCAAAACCUUCUACCUGUCGAGGGAUAUUGCCCACAGUGCAACACAUAUGUACUCUGGGGAGAUAUUAUAAGGAAAAGAAUUGGCUGCAUUAUAGACUCUAAAUAAUAACCUGUGUGUUGGAAAUUAAUUUGAAUUUAUAACAACUGAGUCUGAUCUUUGGUACCAUCCAAACUCAUAAUUCUUUUGGGUUCAAUCAGUUUCACCUGGCAUAUUGAGAAGCUGGAUUCACAAGAAGCAUAAGAAUGGCUGAAAUCCUUCUUUUGCAGCAUGAACCACACCACCAAAACAUCUCCCACCAGUACAGGAUUUCUAGGGGAAAACAGUAUAAGAAUAAGAAUAAGAACUUUAUUCAGCCAGAAAAUAUUUCAUACAAAUACAUUGGCUUGUCAAUUUUAUAAAUAAAUAAUAUUCAACAGAAGUCCUUAACAGUCCAUUGUCUUGACAUAUACUCUUCUAUAGAAUA